AUAGAUGCCAUGACCAUGGCAUCCCAAGGCCAGAUCAUUUUCUGGAGCAUGACUACAGUCAUUAUCAUCCUGGCUGCGGUGAUUGCCCUGAUCAUUGGUUUUGGUGUCUCAGGAAAACACUCCAUCAGUGUGAUGGCGCUGACGUCUCCAGGGAACAUCGGCCAGCGCAGCAUUCUGGACUGCACUUUCGAGCCCGACAUCCGGAUGGGCAGCAUAGUGAUCCAGUGGGCCAAGGCAGGAGUAGCUGGGCUGGUUCACGAGUUCAAGGGUGGGAAGGACCACCUGCAAGAGCAAAAUCCAUUGUUUCGGGGCCGCACGGCGCUGUUUGCGGACCAGGUGAUCGGCGGCAAUGCUUCCCUGGAGCUGAGGGAUGUGCAGCUCUCCGAUGCUGGCACCUACCAGUGCUCUGUCACCACAGCCAGAGGGAGCGGGGCAGCAGUGCUGCAGUACAGGACAGGAGCCUUCAGCAUCCCCGAGGUGUUCGUAGUGAACAGCAGCAGUGGGGACACGUUGCAGUGUGAAGCACUGCGCUGGUUCCCUCGACCCACCGUGCACUGGACAGUCGACAACGGUGCCGGGGAGCACCUCCCUCACACUGCCAACACCAGCUACGAGCUGAACGCUGAAAACAUCACUCUGAAAGUGGUUUCCUUUCUGCACAACAUUACUGCUAAUGCCACCUACACCUGUGUGAUUGAAAACAACAUUGCCAAGGCUACAGGCAACAUCAAAGUGACAGAUUUCAGCAAUACAAGGUGGACUAACUUGCAGCUGGUGAACCUGAAUGCAGAGUCAGUGUCAUCCUCCUUUCCAGCCUGUCACUGGAUGCUUCUGCUUCCCCUGUAUCUGCUGUCGAUAUAA
This is a messenger RNA of Manacus vitellinus (golden-collared manakin), 861 nucleotides long. It is a transcript of the gene VTCN1, whose product is annotated as V-set domain containing T cell activation inhibitor 1. Lineage: Eukaryota; Metazoa; Chordata; Aves; Passeriformes; Pipridae. The transcript is spliced from 5 exons. The coding region runs from base 10 to 861 and encodes 283 amino acids. The record is from RefSeq and is a predicted model, not a curated record.